CAUGAGGAGUUUAAAAAUGCAAAACUUGUUCAUUUCUGAUAUGGGAACCAAAAGAUAUGAUUUUUGAACAUUCAUUAAGCCGCCAUUUUGUUACUAUUUUUAGAAAUAAAAUGGCGGCUUCAUGAAUAUUCCAAAAAUGUACCUCUAAGGUGACCCUGAGUCCUAUCGUGCAGCAGCAACCUGCGCGUAAAAUCUCAAAUAAUAAUAAUUAUCCCAUUACGAGUGAGCAUUGGAAAAAUAGAAUAUCUGCAAAAAAAAAUUAUUCUCAUUUUCCCUGCAAAACCAUUAUAUUUUACUUUACAACGUGCGUGUAUAAAGGAGUGAAUAAGUCCCUUUAAACUACAGACUUCGAAUUUGCCACCAUCCUAUAUAUAUUUAGCAUCAAAAACGUGAUAUGUGAAUUUGGUUAAUGUAGUCCAAAUAAGGAGUUUGGUCAUCAGCAAGGGGCCAACUCUAAAGAUCAUACACACUUAACAUCCCAUUUCCCUUACCAAAAAAAAAAAAAUGACGAAGCUCACUUUUAGUUACAUGUAUUUUUUUUUUUUUGUUUGAUUGGUAACCAGGACAACCAUGACCAAAAUUUCAGACAUCGAGUGCUGAACGGUCGUAUGGACUUACGGCUACGCUGGAGAUUUCGGCCCCAACACCGCUAUCCCGAGAGGAAUUACACACUGAUCAGGAAGUUUGGCAGAAUCCUAAGGGAGAGGUUUUAAGAUAAGCUGGCAUUGCUUACAGUUAUGAAGAUGUUGUUUAUAAAGUUAAUGAUUUUAUUUUCCUUGGACAGCCUAUUACCAGAAGAAGUUGAAGCCUUGGUUGAUACUCGCCAUUCGGACAGGAAAGUCUUUCAGAUUCCAUCAGUUCAACGCUUGUUGAAUGGUCUGAACAGUGUCGUCGAGAAACCAGAUUCAACUGUAAGGACCAAACCUCGUCUAUAUAAUGACUUGCCAUGGAGAGGUUAUCAACGGCCUAUGGUACGUAAAGGAUCGAGUUAUUCAUGGCGUUUACAUGAUGAAGCAGACGGUGCUCUUCCAGCGACUUCAGACGAAAAAAAGGGCGAAUUCAAGUUCAACAAUAAUGGAGCUGUUGGUAAAGGAAAAUAUAUCAUAUCUAAAAAGGGCAUUGAUAUCAACGUCAAAAUGACCCUAAAAAGGAUAAAAACAGCUCCAACAACAGCUCCAACAACAGCUCCAACGACAGCUCCAACAACAGUCACUACACCGCCGACGAAACCUGCUGUUACAACCAAAACGCCUGCGACGAAGCCAACAUCAGCAAACAAUGCUACAACACCUACAACAGCAGCAGCAUCUACAACAGUAGCAACAGCGACAGCUACAACAGCAGCAACGACGGCUACAACAAUAGCAACAACGCCAGCCACAACAACAGUUACAACGCCGACCUCUAAGGCAACAGCCAGCACCACCCCAAAAUCAACUAAUAAUACGAAUUCAGAAGCAUGCCAAGAUUCGCCGUUUCAUAAAGAAGGCCUUGCAACACACAACAAGUAUCGAGCCAUUCACAACUCACCCGCAAUGAAACUCAACUGCAUCAUGAGUAAAGAAGCUGAAGAAUAUGCGCAGAAAUUGGCUGAUCUUGGCUCACUUGUACGGUCAGGGUACAGUGAAAGACCGGAGCAAGGAGAGAAUCUAUCCAUAGGAUGCAGUAACAGUAAGGCACAAAGUGCAAGCGAGGCAGUCAAGAACUGGUACGAUGAGGUUUGUAAGUACAAGUUCGCAGAAGAAGGUCCCCAGAAAGGCACCGAUCAUUUUACACAAGUCGUUUGGAAAGCAAGUCUUGAGUUGGGAAUAGGAAAAGCCCAGAAAGAUGAGAAUGGUAUGACCUGUACGUACAUGGUCGGUCGGUAUAAGCCUCAGGGAAACUUCGAUGACGGGAGCAGUGGAUACAAAGAUAAUGUUCUUAAAGGUUCCUUUGACGAAAGUUACUGCAACACAAUCAAAGAUGGCGCUGGUCUUGAUGGCGGCUCCAUCGGUGCAUGCCCGAAGAUGUUUCCAUACUGGAUGGUGCUACUCCUAAUGUCAGGGUUUGUCCUGGGUAUCUGUGAACCAUCUUCCAGACACAUUGCCAAAAAGAAAGACAUCCCGAGAGCUUUCUACUCCAAGCAAAUGGAUUCUAAUACAGGGAAAAAACACUUUGCUUUUCUGAAACGAAACAAAGUCUCGAUGUUUGACCGUGUAUCAGAUCAGCCAAUAAAACAGGGUAGUUUUAAAAUCGACGAUGGAAAAGUGAUUGGAGGAGGGAUUUACGAUAUAAACAAAGAUGGUGUCAGCAUCGAUCUUAAGAUAAAAAUAGCACCUGAUUAUAUCGAACCAAAGGCGCAACCUACUCCUGCAUCAACAACCGGUCAAACGCCUGGUGGCUCAAAGACAACUGCAGCUCCUGUAGCAUCAAAAGUAACGAGCCAAACAACAAGUAGUCCAGGGGUCACCACUGUUCCAGGGGCCUCAGAAGCAACCGCUGCCCCAGGUGGAGGAUCAGUAACAACCUCUGCUCCAACAGGCUCAAAUACAACAACACCAAGUUCUACAGGGACUACCGCUGCCCCAAGUGGUACAACACCGUCUUCAAGUACAGGCUCUGACAUUGAGAAAGAAGCGUUGGAAUUACACAAUAAAUUCAGAGCUGUUCACGACGCACCAGCAAUGACAUUGAACGCCCAGAUGUCUCAGUCCGCUGCUAGCUACGCCCAAACCCUAGCAAAUCUAGGAACUCUACAACACGCUUCUCAAGAAGAACGUGGUAAUAAUGGAGAGAAUCUUUCAUAUGGUUGUUCGUCUUCUACCGGACAGACCGCGACAGAAGCUGUAACUAACUGGUACAACGAGAUUUGUGACCCAGGGUAUACAUUUGGCUCUGAAAAUAUGGGUGGUGCCGGACAUUUCACCCAGUUGGUCUGGAAAGAGAGCGUGGAGCUUGGAUUUGGCAAGGCAGAUAGCGAACAAAAUGGAAUGAAGUGUACUUAUUAUGUAGCACGAUACAAGAAAGCAGGAAACAUGCAGGGGAGCUUUGCGAAAAAUGUUAUCAAAGGAAGCUUUGACCAAAGCUACUGUAGUACGAUUUAACUAAAAAUAAUCAUAAUGUACUGUACUAGCUACUUCUUAAACAAUAUGUUGAUGUGUAAUGGCUAAAUUUAGUUUUGGUUGAUUGUUACUUAAAUUAACAACCAGAAAUAAAUCGGACAAUCUAAUAAAGCAAAGUGACAAAACUUA
Molecule: messenger RNA, 3230 nt
Organism: Actinia tenebrosa (Australian red waratah sea anemone)
Lineage: Eukaryota; Metazoa; Cnidaria; Anthozoa; Actiniaria; Actiniidae
Cellular component (GO): extracellular region
Source: RefSeq, a predicted model, not a curated record